AUCCCAGGCUCAGAGAGGGAUGUGAAUGUCCGGGGACAAACCCCCAUCCGUCCCCGAUCACAGGGGACUCCAGGGCCACGCAGCCCCUCGGAGGACCCCGCUCUGUGCCCUGGGCAUGUCCCCUCCGUGGCUGUGCCCAGCAGCCCUGCACCGCCCGCUCCCUAGUGCCACCCUGCUCCCUGCGCAGGGACCCCCAGGGUCUCCCUCCCCACCGGUGCCAUGACAUCCCCAGCCCUGCCCGCCCUCCCUGCCCACUCUCCCUGCCCGCUCUCCCUGCCAGACCGGCAGCCCCUCAGCCCGCAUCCCUAUGUUGCAGAGAGACCUUUGGAAGAUGUCGAACCCGAGAAACGGCGACACCAAGCCCCCAUGUUUGCCCCGCAAUGGACUGGUGAAGAUCCCCACGCAACCCAACGGCCUCGGCUCCGCCAGCAUCACCAAAGGCACCCCCGCCGUGAAAAACCGCCUGUGCCAGCCUUCCUCCGUGCCUGCCAUCCUCAGCCCGGCCUUAGCCCACCGCAGCGACCUGCCUAUCCCCAGCCUGGCCUCCCCACUCUCCUUGGCCACUCUGGCCGGCGUCUCCUCCCCUCCCGGUGCUUCUUUGGUGGGACUGAACACGAGCGAAAGCUCGGAGCAGCCCUCGCCGGAGCGGCUGCCCGGCUCGCCCUCGGAAAGGCAGCUGGCGGUGGACGAGAAGAUCCUCAACCGCUUGUUCUGGUACUUUUCGGCGUGCGAGAAGUGCGUGCUGGCGCAGGUGUGCAAGGUGUGGCGGCGGGUGCUCUACCAACCCAAGUUCUGGGUGGGCUUGACACCCGUCCUGCACACCAAAGAGCUCUACAAUGUCCUGCCCGGCGGUGAGAAGGAGUUUGUCAGCCUGCAGGGCUUCGCCGUCCGCGGCUUCGACGGCUUCUGCCUCGUGGGUGUCUCCGACCUGGACAUUUGUGAGUUCAUUGACAACUACCCCCUCUCCAAGAAGGGUGUCAAGUCCAUGAGCCUUAAGAGGUCGACUAUCACAGACGCAGGCUUGGAGGUGAUGCUGGAGCAGAUGCAGGGCGUCGUGCGGCUGGAGCUGUCGGGCUGCAACGACUUCACAGAGGCCGGGCUGUGGUCCAGCCUCAACGCCCGCAUCACGGCGCUGAGCGUCAGCGACUGCAUCAACGUGGCCGACGACGCCAUCGCCGCCAUCUCGCAGCUCCUGCCUAACCUCACCGAGCUCAACCUGCAAGCCUACCACGUGACGGACACGGCACUCGCCUACUUCACCGCCAAGCAAGGCUACACCACCCACACCCUCCGCCUCAACUCCUGCUGGGAGAUCACCAACCAUGGCGUGGUCAACAUGGUCCACAGCCUGCCCAACCUGAGUGUCCUCAGCCUCUCGGGCUGCUCCAAGGUGACGGAUGACGGCGUGGAGCUGGUGGCUGAGAACCUGCGGAAGCUGCGCAGCCUCGACCUCUCCUGGUGCCCUCGCAUCACCGACAUGGCCCUGGAGUACAUCGCCUGCGACCUGCACAAGCUGGAGGAGCUGGUGCUCGACAGGUGCGUGCGGAUCACCGACACCGGCCUCAGCUACCUGUCCACCAUGUCGUCCCUGCGGAGCCUCUACCUGCGCUGGUGCUGCCAGGUGCAGGAUUUUGGCCUGAAGCAUCUCCUGAGCAUGGGCAGCCUGCGCCUCCUCUCGCUGGCCGGCUGCCCCUUGCUGACCACCACGGGGCUGUCGGGGCUGGUGCAGCUACAGGAGCUGGAGGAGUUGGAGCUCACCAACUGCCCCGGGGCCACCCCGGAGCUCUUCAAGUACUUCUCCCAGCACCUCCCGUGCUGCAUGGUGAUCGAGUAG
Gymnogyps californianus (California condor) is the source of this 1834-nucleotide messenger RNA. It is a transcript of the gene FBXL16, whose product is annotated as F-box and leucine rich repeat protein 16. Gene Ontology annotation, biological process: SCF-dependent proteasomal ubiquitin-dependent protein catabolic process. The record is from RefSeq and is a predicted model, not a curated record. Gene Ontology annotation, molecular function: protein binding. The transcript is spliced from 5 exons. The coding region runs from base 308 to 1834 and encodes 508 amino acids. Gene Ontology annotation, cellular component: SCF ubiquitin ligase complex. NCBI's taxonomy places the organism in Eukaryota, Metazoa, Chordata, Aves, Accipitriformes, Cathartidae.